This is a messenger RNA of Peniophora sp. CBMAI 1063, 1209 nucleotides long. The record is from the annotation of a GenBank genome assembly. NCBI's taxonomy places the organism in Eukaryota, Fungi, Basidiomycota, Agaricomycetes, Russulales, Peniophoraceae.
AUGUCUCUGGUUACGGAUGUGUUCACGACGACGAUCGUCCAGCAGGUCGUCGAACCCACGCUCUCCCCGCUCUCCGGCACCGACGGCCCCCGCACGCAGAUCAACCUGAUCCACACGGUGACGGACGUCAUCACCAGCUCGAUCCUCGUCUCGCCUCCAACGUCGAGCGUGGUCCCGAGCACGAGCACCUCCUUCCUCUCGCGCACAAAGAGCGCCAGCCCCACGCCAAGCGCUUCGACGACUGCCGCAGCGUUUUCCACGACCGCCGCGGCUGCGUCAUCCGCCUCGGUCACGUCUUCCGCCGAUCCUACGAGCACUGCGGUCCCGUCAGGCAUCAAGGCCGCCGCGGAAUCUUCCGCCUCUGCUUCGGCUGCCGCAGUAUCCAAGAGCUCGGGCUUACCUGCAGGCGCUAUCGCGGGCAUCGUCAUCGGCGUGGUCCUAGCGCUGAACAUCAUCGGUGUCCUCCUCUACCGCCGCCGCGCGCUCGCCAAGCGUCGUGCUCGCCGCGCAACUUGGCGUGCCGGCGUUAAAGCGCUUGCACUGCCUGCUGCUUUGGAUGUCGAGAAGGCUGCGGGUGUGCCCGUCGCACCUGCGCAUACGAGCCCGUUCAUGCUUGGGUUGCCGGGAAGGAAGAACAGCAGGACGGCCGGUCACGGCCGCUCGCGGAGCGAUGGAAGCCCCGAGAGCCAAUACAGCCUUCCCAGCGCGCUCACGCGCAGCCCGGACCCGGCCGUCCAGCGCGAUGGGGUCGCCGGCCGCGCUCGCUCGGCCAGCCCUACGCGCCGCCCGAGCGGAGGUCGCCCGGCACCCGACCGCCCACCGCGCGCCGCGACGCGCAAGAGCCCGCCGACGGUCAAUCAGUCUUUGCCGAUCCAGAACCAGCAGCCUCCUUCCGCCGCACCCCGCACAGCGCUCGCUACACCCGCCACGGCCCAGAUCCCCACCGCCAUCGUCCGCGUCACAUUCAUCCCUACCCGCGCGGAUGAGCUGAGCAUCGCUAUUGGCCAGACGCUCGCUGUGCUCCAUGCAUUCGAUGAUGGGUGGGCGCUGUGCCAGAACGCAUACGGCGAACAGGGUAUGGCGCCGCUUGAGUGCCUUGAGGGCGGAGGCGGGCUGUUCAAGGGCUUUGGUGGACAUGAUGCGAGGGCUAUGAUGAACAACAAGGCGAAGAGGAGGAGCACACGUUCAACUAGCGAGCACACGACCUGA